CCCCUUCUCCUCCAGUAAUCCAGUUCCCUCAACUUGCCGAGGCUCGCGACUCGCGACGCCUUCCCCAGCCCCACACCCCGCGACCCAAACCCUAGCCCCCAUCCACCGUACCGCCACCGUCAUGGCCGAACCAUCCGCCGCCGCCGUCACCGCAGCUGACGUCGGGGCGCUGGCUUCGUUGCCCCCGCUGGUCGCCGAGGAGGCCGACGCCGCCGCGAUGGAGGAGGCCGCGGCGGCCGCGAAGAGGUGGCCCGGGUGGCCCGGGGACAGCGUGUUCCGGCUGGUGGUGCCAGUGCUCAAGGUCGGAAGCAUAAUCGGGCGGAAGGGCGAGCUCAUCAAGCGCCUCGUCGAGGAGACCAAGGCCAGGGUCCGCAUCCUCGAGGGCCCCGUCGGCGCCACCGAGCGUAUCGUUUUGGUUUCUGGAAAAGAAGAUCCAGGCUUGGAGCUACCUCCAGCCAUGGAUGCUCUCAUGAGAGUUUUUAAGCGUGUAAUUGGGAUAACAGAUGGAGCUGCUGAGGGCACUCAGGCCGCUGCUACUCCUGGUGUAUGUGCUGCUCGAUUGUUGGUUCCUGGAGCUCAGGCAAUUAAUCUAAUUGGGAAGCAAGGUGCCACUAUCAAAGCAAUCCAGGAGAGCACGGGUGCUACAAUACGGGUAAUAUCAGUAGAUGAACGGGAGCGACCAUUCUAUGUAACUGACGAUGAAAGGAUAAUUGAGAUACAGGGCGAUACAGAGAAAGUUCUAAAAGCACUACAAGCAGUUUCUAACCAUCUUCGGAAGUUUUUGGUUGACCAUAGUGUACUUCCAUUAUUUGAAAAAACUAAUACUACAGUGAGCCAAGAUCGCAAUGGUGAUGGUUGGAGUGAUAUGUCACAUCCUUCAAUUGGUUCUGCACAAGUGAAUCAACCACCUUCUGUGGUAGAUGAAUAUAUUCUCCCAGUGAAGAGGGAAUCUUUGUAUCUUGAACGAGAACCUUUGGUAGAUCAUAACAUUCAUCGCUCAGGAGUAUCACUUUAUGGGCGGGAUCCAGCCUUGUCAACACUACGACCCUCUGGAAUACAUGGUGCUGGCCCGCUACUUACGCAGAUAACCCAAACCAUGCAAAUCCCACUUACCUAUGCUGAAGACAUUAUAGGAGUUAAAGGAGCAAACAUUGCGUACAUACGAGCUAAUAGUGGGGCUGUUGUUACAAUUCAGGAGAGUUUGGGUAGUCCUGAUGAUAUUACUGUUGAAAUAAAGGGGACAUCCUCACAGGUACAAGCUGCACAGCAGCUCAUCCAGGACUCGUUGGCUGCACACCGUGAACCUGUCAGGAGCAGUUAUGUGGGAGCAGGAUUAGAUUCAGUGUAUAGGUCCAGCUACUCACAAUAUGGCAGUUCCACCUAUCCUUCGUCAUCUCUGCCAUCUUAUUCUAGUAUUGAUGAUGUUAGUAGAUACCCGUCUUCAGGUCUUGGUGGCUAUGGGUCGAGUUACCGGUACUAGUAGUAGUUCGUCCUUAGGCUUCAAUGCUUGAUGGAACCUUGUAUCCAUUCCUGGUGAUCAUUGUACAAGUCAUCAAGUUUUCUGCUUUGUAUGCUUCCGGGCACCCAGACUUCGGGGUCUGCUUUGUUUUGACAAAUGAUUGGUUUUAUAGAUUUUUCCGUCUCAUGGAAUCGGAAAUUGUACUUGUUUACUA
Sorghum bicolor (sorghum) is the source of this 1673-nucleotide messenger RNA. Its product is annotated as RNA-binding KH domain-containing protein PEPPER. Gene Ontology annotation, molecular function: mRNA binding. Lineage: Eukaryota; Viridiplantae; Streptophyta; Magnoliopsida; Poales; Poaceae. The record is from RefSeq and is a predicted model, not a curated record. Gene Ontology annotation, biological process: regulation of gene expression. The transcript is spliced from 6 exons. The coding region runs from base 122 to 1480 and encodes 452 amino acids. Gene Ontology annotation, cellular component: nucleus; cytoplasm.